CUCCUUCUCAUAUCCGCAACUCAACAAGCCACACAUAUCACACAUAUCAACCACCUGCAAUAUUAUAUUCAAAGUCAAGGUUUUCAGCACAAAUCAGCACACAUAUCCGUAUUGGAAUCAAUUGAUCACUCAUCAUAUUCAUACCCACAAAGGAACUCAGGUCGAAAUCAACCACCAUCACUUUUCACCCACCUGAAUAUAUAAGUUAAUAAUGAUGAUCAAAAACUUUCAAAUCACCCUUCAAAAUUGACUCAUACCGCCCGUUUUCAAAUUGAUCUUGAUGAUCAUCAAUUUUUUGAUGUAUUUUUAAUUUCUUGAUUCUUGAUCUCUUUAUUCAACUUUUCUCUGGCCACUUUUUUUCUCAAAACGACAUUGUCAAACCUCAUUGUAAUGGCAAAAAAAACCGACCGUUCUAACAAUCAUGAUGUUCAUCUCUUUGCAAAACAAGAACGAAAACGCCGCAAGACUGUCCAACGUAUCACCGACACACCAGAUCAAGUCAAGGAUGUUGGAGUACGCCUUGGCAUUAUACCACCACCUCCUUCUGGAUCUGCACCACAACAACCACCUGUAGGUGGAGACGAUGAAGAUGCAAUUGACGAUGACAAUGAUGAUGCAUGGAUAGAUGUGACUGAUGUACCAGAAUAUGUGCAAAACCUGUCUCGUCCACAUUCUCCGGCCCCACCAACCAUCGAUGACGAUUGUAAUAACUUCUACAUCAAGCAUAAGGGUUGGUCACGCAUCUGUGAAAGAGAUAGAAGAGAGAAGAAAUGGAAGACCUUGCGACUUCGACUCAUCACUACUUACCUCGAACGCCAACAUCAGACCAUCAAUUGGACUUCAGCUCCUUCUUACAUAGAGGAUUAUCCGGUGAUAUGUUCAUGUUCACGGUCACAGAUCUGUACACGAGAAGUUGAUCUUAUUGAUAUAGGGCGUCGCACAAGCAAACAGUUACUUGUAUUCUGUCAAUGCAUUCCUGACCCUAUCCGCUUAAUGCACUAUGGCUAUUUUGCUGGAUCACCUGACAGUCCCUCGACUGCUUUCUCUGUUGCUUUCGUCGAACUCUAUCAGGAAAUUUGGAAGCUGACAGCCUCUUCUUUAAGUGGGUUCUUGGGUGGUUUGAUGGGAUUUGGCAACUUACGAUCAAAGAAAUACCUCUGUCCUCGAAAUCGCCCACACACACUGCUCAUCAAGCUGGAGGCCUCAAAGUUAUUCUAUCCAAUUUCCGUCCUUGAAGAUAUCCUCAAGAGCUUUCCCGAUAAGCGCGUGGCUGUAUUGUACGACAUUGGGUGUCAUCUCGAGGCUCACAUUCAAAAGGAACUCACAGCUGGUAGUGGAAAGUGGCUAUCUAAGAAAUACCAUAAUGCAGCUCGAGUAUUCACACUUGCUAAAUUCGAGCUAGAUUCACUUUUCAAGUCUGUCAACCCAGCCACCGGUCGAAAGUAUUCGAUUUCAUUUUUGGAGAGACAGUGGGUAUCAGAACGCGAGGCGCAAGCUAGUAAGAGCCAUCACAUGGACCAAUUGCGCUUAACAUUGGGGAACCUUCUGUGCUCACGAGAUAGACUCAAGGAAGUUUGGAAAACUACAGUCAGUCCUGAACACGCUGAGGCUCAUAUGCGAACCGCGCAUAACCUAAAUCAACAGAUCUUAGAGGCAAGCCAGAAAGUUGGCAGUGCAGGCAACACACACUUUGCUAAUAAAACACAUCAGGAAGUCAUGUUAAAGCUUUGGAGUAGUAAACAUGAACUUCGAAAGAAGUUCAUUGAAUUGAAAGAACAAAAACGACCAAUGGAAGUGAGUCGAUCCAACGGCAGAACCUCCAAUCUAGGCGUCAACCGCACUUCCAUUGUAGUUACCUCUGUCCAAAGGCAUGCGCUGGCACUCAAGAAAUUUCUGGACUGCUACCUCAUUCAACUUGAAGAUUAUCGAAAGGUCUUUCCAACGAAUAUUGUACCAGACCCUGCCACCAUGAAUCUCGAUAGGUUGCUCAAGCUUGAGGCUGAUUCCCCUUUCUGGAAUGACGGAUUCAUCACUCAUGCUCAUGAGCCUUGGGCCGUUGAUCCCAAAACGCAGCACGGUAUGAGACAACUAGCAUAUUUCCAACGAUCAAAAGAAGAGCUUCGUAGGAUCGGAUGGGAGAUACGACGCUCAAUGCGAUGGGCAACUCGGCGGCAUCAAAGCCUAUUGAGAUUAUUCAAAGAACUCCGAGAUUUUAACUCGGAACUGACAUCUGCUCAAGCUAAAUCACUACUAGUUUCUCUUCCUUCCAGAGUCGCAGUGACAUCAAUCAUUCACACAGAGCUGUUGAAAGUAUUUCAUCUCCAGGAGUUGUGGCACGAUCCACUCAUGGAUAUCUUGUUCCGAACUGACUUUCAACAAGGAGAUCAAGACCUUUUGUAUUUGUGGAAACAACAAGUCUUAUGGAUCUCUUUGAUGCGCGAAAAAGGGGAACUGUCUCUGAUCCCCGGCGAUUUUGCCUGCAUGCCACAAGAACCGCCCAACAACUUACCCGAUUUAUUUGAAGUGGAAGUGCAAGAUGAACAAAGAAACACCUUUCAGUUUCCUGAUGGGGAUUCAGAUGCUGGACUUGCAACUGAGGAUGAGGAAGACGAAGAUAAUAGGAUGUUAGGAGCAUUAAAUGAAGAAGAUAUGACAGCUGGUUUGAAUGUAUUAUCUUUGAAUGACAUACCUGAAGAACAACCUGAGGAGAUUCUUAUGGCUUAG
Melampsora larici-populina 98AG31 is the source of this 2724-nucleotide messenger RNA. RefSeq lists its product as uncharacterized. The transcript is spliced from 9 exons. Lineage: Eukaryota; Fungi; Basidiomycota; Pucciniomycetes; Pucciniales; Melampsoraceae. Bases 391 to 2724 code for a protein of 777 amino acids. The record is from RefSeq and is a predicted model, not a curated record.